AUGACGUCUAUACCAGCUGAAUGGCCCAAGACACUGGACUUUAUUCUGCAUCGCCUGGAUGAGAUUGUCAGCGACUUCCCAACUCCGCCCGCAGACGCUGCUCCACCAGCCCACUCUGAGCUACCUUCGCGGCCCCAGACGUCCAAUGCCAUAUCAAGUCAAGAGUCGCAUACCACUGACAAGGAGAAUGCACCGCCUGCGACCCCGCCACGACCGCCCGUCCCCGCCUUCUCCACGCCCUCCGAGUCGCACACCGUCCCCCAAGACAUCACCACCUUCUACGCUUCCAUUCGAAAUACUCUUUCCAAAAACUUUGCGAAACAUCCACCGCAUACCAUUCAACGGCUAGCUGAGCUAGUACUAGAGCCAAAGAAGAGGUAUAGCUAUCUGCCGCCAUACCUCCGCGCUCUCGAUCGCGUCGUCUCCGUGUCCUCACCACUCACAAUAUUUCCCAUUCCCCAAGCCGUACUACCCACUGCUGGCGGUCUACUCAAUGGCACAACAUCUACCAGUGCACCUCAGACGACAGCACUUGGCUCUGAUGAAUCGCUCGGCGGCGCAUUACUCACCCCGAUACCAUGGCUCCAGAACCGCGGCCAGAAUGAGUUGAUAUCCGAGAGUACAGAAAUGGUCGAUGGGCCCAAUGGCGCUGGCCGAAUUGAAACUGUAACCGUGGGUAUGCUGGCCGGAACCUCGCGACCAGAGUCGGCCCAAAUCGCCUCGUCACAUCCAGAUGGCGAGACGCUGCCUUCUACGGGCCCAGUCACACAAGGCGAGCUUCUGCGCCAGGAACAAGAGGCCGGUAUCGUACUCAACAAUCCGCAUUCCCUAAAUACGAGCCCCACGCGGACCACGUUUGGCGAAUUGGAGGGCGGAGGUACCAUUAUUGAAACAGUCGAAGGACAGGAGGAAGUACCGCAUGCAAGAGGUCCUGAGAUAAUUGGCCUGGAAGAUACUGGGCUACAGAAACAGGGUGGCGGUCUCGACAUCGAGGGUGCGAUUGGCAGACCGAGUGUAGUACAAGCCUGCAAAAGUCCUGGACCAGCGGCGCCUGUGAAAGGAGACGCACAGGGCGAGAACGUGCCGGAUAGCGGCGAGAAGAGCGAGGCGGCGUCCACUGAAAAAGCCGUCACGAGAGGAGACACAGCAGCGAAAGAAGAAGCAAAGAAGGGCCAAGAUGUGGAAAUGUCGUCCGACGACUAG
This is a messenger RNA of Cucurbitaria berberidis CBS 394.84, 1203 nucleotides long. RefSeq lists its product as uncharacterized. Lineage: Eukaryota; Fungi; Ascomycota; Dothideomycetes; Pleosporales; Cucurbitariaceae. The record is from RefSeq and is a predicted model, not a curated record. Gene Ontology annotation, cellular component: protein phosphatase 4 complex; nucleus; cytoplasm. The transcript has 3 exons. Gene Ontology annotation, molecular function: protein phosphatase regulator activity. Bases 1 to 1203 code for a protein of 400 amino acids. Gene Ontology annotation, biological process: protein dephosphorylation.